This is a messenger RNA of Emiliania huxleyi CCMP1516, 3355 nucleotides long. RefSeq lists its product as hypothetical. Bases 1 to 2643 code for a protein of 880 amino acids. The transcript has a single exon. Lineage: Eukaryota; Haptophyta; Isochrysidales; Noelaerhabdaceae. The record is from RefSeq and is a predicted model, not a curated record.
AUGGCCAUGCGUCGGAGCAGCAUUUUCGUCGUCGCGGGCCUGACGGCAUGCGGUUGGGCGGAGGCGCCAAAAGCGGCCGCCGACUGGCUCGCCAUCGACUACCACAAGGCUCCCGGCCUCAAGCCCGUCGUCCAUGAGGGCGCCGUCUACUCUUGCGUCCGGCUCAUGCUCCGCCCGGAGGACGGCGGUGCGAGCAAGGGCACGUGGGAGGUCACGGCCCGCAUUCAGCACCCGAUGAAGCUGCCGUCGUCGUACCGUUCCGCCAAGCAGGCCGAGGCGGCCUGCGGGGCGGCGGGCGGCACCUUUGUGCGGCUCGACAAGCUGCAGAGCUUCAUCAACGGGGCCGCGAGCGAGUCGCCCGCCAAUGCAUCGGCGUCGUGCACGGAGGCCGAGAAGGAGCCGGCGGCGGAGGCAAGGGAGGCGCCGAGCUCGAGCGAGCUCGCGCGCGCCGUCGCGCAGUGGAACGACCGCUUCUUCAACAUGGACACGGCCGUGACGCGCCAGAACGCCGACCGCUUCCACGGGCGCGGCACCGAGCACAAGCACCUCGCGCAGGAGGUGACGCACCUCGUGAUGCCGAAGGCGGUGCAGCAGCGCAUCCUAGAGCGGCUGGCGACGCACCGCGAGGCGCUCUUCGGCGACGGCGGCGCCGGUCAGGGCGGCACCACCGGCGCCUACUUCCUGGCGGGCAACGUGGGCUUCGGCAACGCCAACCAGGGCGCCAACCUGAUGGACCUCGUCUUCCCGCCCGACCCGAGCGCCAAGAAGGCGUCGUCGGGCGGCGCGCUGAACGGCGACGGCGACGCGUACGCCAUCAAAAAGGGCGGCAAGCUCUUCGGCGAGAUCGACGACGGGAGCGGCGCGCCCGCGGCGCGCCCGCCCGACCUGCUCGCCUAUGAGGAGGAGGUGCGGCGGCUGCUGAUGCAGAGAUCAGACGUGGACUACCUCUUCGGCGACGAGGUCGAGAUCGAGUGGCAGCACCGCCUGUGGCGCUACGGCCCCAACUUCGACCCGAAGGCCAAGGGCGGCAUCUGGCACAAGGACACGUGCCCCUUCGGCAUCAACGGCGCGCUGCCCGAGAACAGCGUCAUGUUCACGAUCGUCUACAUCCUCUACACGGAGAACCUCGACGGGCCGACGGCGGGUACGCGCGUCAAGGACGACGACGGCACUUCCAUCUCGCUGCCGUGCGUCGCUGGCGAGGGCAACGUCAUCCGCUCCGGCGAGAGCGACAGCGACGCCUUCUUCCACUCCGGGCCGCUCAACAUCCGCAAGCUCGACCAGUCGCGCCCGGCCUACCGCGUGAUGCUGCAGUCAAAGGCGCUCGUGCGCCCCGCCGACGGGCGCAAGCGCGCCAUCCCCUCCAAGGGCAACUGGCGCGGCCUCGGCAUCGCGCCGCUCGUCUUCGCGGCCGACGCCAAGCCGGCGGAGCAGGUGAGCGCCCUGGGCAGCUGGCUGCAGGCGGCGUCGGCGCGGCUGACCAAGGGCGUGGGCGAGUCGAACGCGGUGGGCUUCGAGGCGUACCCCGUCAACGUGGGCCGCGCGUGGGCCGUGACGGCCGACCUGUGCGCCUUCCUCGGCGUGCAGACGCUCGGCCUGCUCCCCGAGCCCGACAGCCCCGCCACGCCCGUCGUCGUCUUCGGCUGGGACCAGCGCUACACCGAGGAGGUCGUCGACGCGCUCAAGGGUAGCUCCUUCCGCGUGCUCAACGUCGCCUCCGACAGCGACUUCGCCGCGCUGCGCGAGGCCAAGCAGGAGACGUACUCUAACCUGCAGACGGCCGACAUCACCGCGACCGACAAGGUGAGCGCGAUGCUGCAAUCCUAUCCCUACGACCUGCACGUGGUCCUCGACGUGCCGCCCGUCGGCGAGCGCUCCAUCGGCGAGUCGGUGCUCCAGCGCUACGGCAGCGCGCUCGCGCUCAUCGCCGCCAAGGGCCGCGGCGAGGGCCGCCUCUGCACGAUCACGCUGCUCUCACAGCAGAUGCCGACGUCCGGCCGCGACUCGGCCGGCAAGCCGCCGCCGAAGGGUCAGCCGCUCUCGAAGGUGCAGAAAGCCUUCCUCGCGCUCGAGAAGGAGCUCGUCGACUUUGGCGAGACGCACGGCGUGCGCGUCGUGAUCAUGCGCGUCGCCGACCGCGUCUACGCGCCGUCCGACUCGGCGCUGAGCCGCCGGGCCUCCGCGCCCGGCAAGCGGCCCAACCCGUGCCGCGUCGAGACGUGCGCCGAGGCCGAGCCGAUCACGCGUGUACACUCGGAGGACCUGGGCCUCGUGCUCAAGCGCAUGCUCUCCAUGUUCGACAUCGUCGAGACGCACGGCAUGGACUCGUCGCUGCGCGGCACCGCGUCGAUGGCGAGCUCGAUCAGCCGCUUCCCUAGCGGCACGGUGCUGGAGGUCGUCGACGACGCGCCCGCGUGGUCGAUGCUCAAGGCGGACCUGCUAGCAAGCGUCAUCAUGGGCCAGGAAGACAUCUGCCAGUCGUCGUGCGCCAACGUGACGGGCUCCAUGCCCGAGGCGAUGGUGGCGCACCGCACGGCGAGCGGGCGCAACGCCGAGCUCAAGGCGGCGCUCGGCAUGCCGCAGCUGCGCUACCCGACGAUGCACCACGGUGCGUCCAAGAUGUUUGCCGCGGGCGAGCUCUGAUGGGCGCGACGGCAGGAGGCGACGCGGCGUGCGCGUGCGCUGCGGUGGCAUCCCGGCGACGAGGACUACCGGUGGCAGCCAAAGAAGAUCGAGGCCUUUGCUGGCCAGCCCGUCGUCGCCGUGUCGGCUGGAGGCGAGCACAGCCUCGCCCUGACCGACGACGGCGCCGUCUGGAGCUGGGGCUUUGGACUCUUUGGCGAGCUGGGCCACGGCGACCAGCAGAUUCAGCUGCUGCCAAAGAAGGUCGAGGCCUUGGCUGGCCAGCGCGUCGUCGCCGUGUCGGCUGGAGGCGAGCACAGCCUCGCCCUCACCGCCGACGGCGCUGUCUUUACCUGGGGCGAUGGCGGACUCGGCCGCUUAGGCCACGGAGAGGACAUGUCGGACCAGACGCUGCCCAAGAAGAUCGAGGUGUGGGCGAGCCGGCCGAGCACGCCAGCCUACUGGCUGCCAGCCUCUUCUGACGGCAGCGAGGAGGACGAGUAGCUGAAAUCGACGGGAGGAUCGGUUCCUUUCAUUGCGGGCGAGGGAGCGCCGCGCGUCCAGACACCCUCAGACAGCCGCACAGACUGGUGGUCCCGACAGAGACACCCCGGUCCGCGUCGGUAGUUGCGUGGUUCAUGCAUGGGUCCAUGCGGCCGCCUGUGGUGUUCACGCGAGCAUAGUUUUCCAGAGACCCAGUCUCAGAGACGAGAGAGCAUCGUAUUUUUUGCGC